GCUGGCAUAUUUUGUCCUACGCAGCCUCCCGUAUGAAAACAAGGAAGCAGCGACAGUAGGAUAACUAGAUAUAGAAACAGAUAUAAAAUGCACAUUUAUCACUGUAACUAGCUACAUGAUUACUUCAUAAGUCCCACAGUUAUUUAUCAGCAGGUUGAAAUGUAUUAUAUUUUAUAUGUAGUUGUUUUAUUUUCGUUACUAUAACAACUAAAGCUAUGUCGGAAAAGCUAAACAGUUAGCUACGUUAGCUAGCAGCGGUGCUAAUGAAAACAUAUUAAAAUGGUGCAGAACAUGUUUCGGACCGGGUUUCUGGUUCGGGCCACACACACCCUGCUCACCUGGGUCACAACCCUCAUACUGUUCCUGCACAACACCGAUUUGCGGAAGUGUGAGGAGCGAGGAGAGCUGUUGCUGCCGGUUCUGUUUUUCCUCCUGGUCGUGCUGUCGGUGCUGUUAUACUUUGCUGUUUCUUUAAUGGACCCUGGCUUUGUUCUCACAGACGGCGUCAAGGGCGUUCAGGGUUCGAAUGAGGAAAUGGAGUCGAUGAUUCCUCAGUCUUCGACCCCUCGGCUGCGGCGCUGUGGAUACUGCCUGCUGCAGCAGCAGCCAAUGAGAGCGAAGCACUGUCAAACGUGUAAACGCUGCGUUCGUCGCUUUGACCACCACUGUCCCUGGAUCGAAAAUUGUGUGGGAGAGAGGAACCACCGCUGGUUCAUCGUCUACCUGCUGGUGCAGCUGCUCGCUCUGCUGUGGGCUCUUCACAUCGCUCUGUCUGGCCUCUCACCCAGCAGCACAUGGGAGGUGUGGUUCAGAGUGAACGGGUUCCUGUUAGCGGCGCUGGCCGUUAUAGGUGUUUUCUCUGUGGUGGUGGUGCUGCUGCUGGGCUGCCACCUCUACCUGGUCUCCAUCAACUGCACCACCUGGGAGUUCAUGUCACGCCAUAGGAUCUCGUACCUGAAGAACUGCGGAAACGAGGAGAACCCUUUUGACCGAGGAGUCUUCUGCAACCUGUGGGAUUUCUUCUGCAUCUGCAGGACGGUGAUGUGGGAGCAAAUGUACCACAAACACGUCAUAAAUUCUGUCUGACCGCCAAUUAGACGCCACUGCACCGUCUGCACAGGGGUCAGACACUACUUUCAGGGCAAGAUUUUUUUGAUUUACAACUAAACAGAUUUUUCUACAAAAACCUCUUAACUAUGCUAGCAGCGUGGCAUUAGAGAUGGUAAUGUCGGUCCACCUCUUUGGUCCUGAAUGAAAUAUCUCUAAUAAUAUAAUAAAUAAACAUGUUUACAGCCUGGUACAAAAAAAUGAUUUGGUAAAUUGGAGGGGGGUGAAUUGUAUAUAACUCACCUGUUUAAAUUAUAUCAAGGCUUAAAGUUAAUCAUAAAUAAGGGCAUGGCCGCUUUGAGUGACAGGUGGGUCUCAACUCCCCCUACGUAAGAUCUACGUCUUUGCCCGUUUUUGGAGCAUGUUUGUCCUAACAGGCUGCUGUCAGCUCAGGAGUCACUCACUGGACAGCAGUAGAGGAGGUGGUACCAGCAUUUGGUUCAAGAGUAGUUCAGCCAUCUUCAUUAGCAUUCAGAAAAAACACGAGCCGUGAUGCCCACAGUGACACAGCAAAAAAAAUAUAUAUAUAAGUGCAGUGAUUUGACUGAAAAAGUGCAACUUUAGGCUACAGCUCUACUUUGGUGAACACCACCCUGAUGUUCACUGAAGUGGUUUUAAAUUCAUCUGGUUCAAACAUUCAUGCUCUCCUCAGGAUGAAUUGUAAUCACUGUGGUCGUCCUCUGAUUUUUCAUAGAGCGCCACCAUCAGGUUAAAGUCUAUAACAUAUAUGACCAAAUACCCACUAAACUUAAUUCCCAUCAGCCUCAGCUGUACCUUUUGUUUAAUGAUAAUUAUAAAAUAUUAGUACCAUUCUGCUAACAUACAUUAGCAUACGUCAGUAUGUUAGCAUGCUAAGCAAUGCUAAUGGCUCACAGAACAACUAGCACAACUGUAAUUUUUUUUUUUUAAAUAAUCCAAGCUUCUUUGUGAGUGUUUGGACGUGUCUCAUGCUCUUGGUUUGUGUUGGCCUCUGUUGAACAGAAUUAUAAUGAAUUAUUUUCUGGCUGUUUUGUUGAAAGAAAGACAAAAACUUCUCCAUCUGAUUGAAACACCUUUUUCUCAGGUCUGAUCACCACUUUUUAUUCUGUAAACGUUUCUGUUGUCGCCCCGUGAGAGGGGCGACCCCAUGUUAUAACACUAAUUGCCUUUAUGUCUUGUGCCUUUGGUUGAAUGUAACUUGUAUAUUAAUGUAAGUAAUUAUUUUUACUGUUAAAAGUUAAUUUAACUAUGAGAUGAUCUUCCUUAAGAGAGACAAAUAUUUUACAAACAUUUUUUACUGUAUUCGUUCUGUUUGUAUUUAUUGACAACAAGAGUACAUUAAAACACUGAUGAUAUGCA
Dicentrarchus labrax (European seabass) is the source of this 2445-nucleotide messenger RNA. RefSeq names its product palmitoyltransferase ZDHHC12-B. Lineage: Eukaryota; Metazoa; Chordata; Actinopteri; Moronidae. The transcript has 5 exons. Bases 280 to 1086 code for a protein of 268 amino acids. The record is from RefSeq and is a predicted model, not a curated record. Gene Ontology annotation, molecular function: protein-cysteine S-palmitoyltransferase activity. Gene Ontology annotation, biological process: protein targeting to membrane; peptidyl-L-cysteine S-palmitoylation. Gene Ontology annotation, cellular component: endoplasmic reticulum; Golgi apparatus.